Molecule: messenger RNA, 2259 nt
Organism: Helobdella robusta
Lineage: Eukaryota; Metazoa; Annelida; Clitellata; Rhynchobdellida; Glossiphoniidae
Exons: 21
Coding region: 1-2052 (683 amino acids)
Cellular component (GO): mitochondrion
Molecular function (GO): ATP binding; propionyl-CoA carboxylase activity; metal ion binding
Source: RefSeq, a predicted model, not a curated record
AUGUACUUCCAAUUAAGUUGCAAGAAGUCGAUGUCAUGCCUUCACAAGGCCUUUCUGAACUCCAAUGGCAAUCUAGUUGUCAGAGCACUUUCAACGCAGGCAACUCCAAAGGAAAAUAUUUAUUGGAAUGAUCGCUCUGAACCAGGGGAAUCAACUUUCAAGAAAAUCUUGAUUGCAAAUAGAGGUGAGAUAGCCUGUAGAGUCAUUGAAACAUGCAGAAGGUUGGGCAUAGCUACUGUUGCUAUUCACAGUGAUGUCGACUCAAAUGCUUUGUACAGCAUCCCUCAAAUCUUUAAUUCUUAUGUUGUUAAAAUCCGAACAUUCUACCAGAAAUUCGUUCACAUGGCCGAUGAAGCAUUCUGCAUUGGGCCUGCACCUGUCAAUCAAAGUUACCUGAACAUGGAAGCCAUCUUGGAUGUUGUCAAAAAAACCGGAUCUGAAGCUGUGCACCCUGGUUACGGUUUCCUGUCUGAAAACAUGAAAUUUGCCAAGAUGCUUGAAGAUGCGGGUAGCAUGUUCAUUGGGCCAACCAGCUUCUCCAUAAAAGCCAUGGGAGAUAAGAUUGAGAGUAAGAGGUUCGCACUGAAGGCCAAGGUCAACAUGAUCCCCGGCUUCGAUGGGGAGGUCAAGGACGAAGAUCACGCCGUCAAAGUCGCCAACGAUAUUGGCUAUCCAGUGAUGAUCAAGGCAUCAGCUGGCGGAGGAGGAAGAGGAUUGAGGAUUGCCUGGAAUGACAAGGAGUGCAGGAGUUCAUACAAGAUCUCGAAAACGGAAGCAGCUUCUACAUACGGAGACGACAGGAUGCUGAUCGAGAAGUACAUCGACAAUCCUCGCCACAUCGAAGUGCAGGUCAUGUGUGACGCGCACGGGAAUGCUGUCUACCUCAACGAGCGUGAGUGCUCCAUUCAGAGGAGGAACCAGAAAGUGAUCGAGGAAGCGCCAAGUACCUUCAUUGACCCUGAGACGAGGAAACAGAUGGGUGAACAGGCGUGCAUGUUGGCAAGAUCUGUCCAGUAUUCAUCUGCUGGCACAGUUGAAUUUUUAGUUGACAGCAAGCGGAAGUUCUACUUCCUGGAGAUGAACACGCGUCUGCAGGACCCAUACAAGAAUUUCGGCAUUCCAUCCAUUGGUCGUCUGUCCAGGUACAUUGAACCAACACACCUGCCAAAUGUUCGUUGUGACAGCGGCAUAACGGAGGGCAGUGACAUCAGUGUCUACUACGACUCUAUGAUCUGUAAACUUGUAACGUACGGCAAAACGAGAGAUGACGCCCUGAAGACCAUGGCACAAGCGUUAGAUACAUACGUCAUCAGGGGGGUGAAGCACAACAUCCCACUCUUAAGAGAUGUCGUCACUGAGGAACGCUUCGUGAAGGGUGACAUCAGCACCAAGUACCUCUUCGAAGUUUACCCUAACGGAUUUCAAGGCAAAAUGCUAAAGCCGGAUGAGAAACUCAGAUUGGUCGGUAUCGCCAGUUGCGUAAAAGUUAAGGACGACCUAAUCAACAUCGUCGACAACAUAGCAAAAGGCAGACUUGACCGUUGGACGUUCGAAUCGAGGUAUGGCGAGGAAUCAUUCAAAGUGGACAUCAAAUUGAAGAACAAAGUCUUCCAUGUGAAGGUGAACGAGCAGGAAAUGACGAUCGCCGACAACUUCAACCUCUCAACUCCCGUCUUGAAUGUCCUCGUGAAUGGACAGCCGGAACUGUAUCAGUUGAUCGCCAAUGACGUUGGACAUGUGAAAGUGCAAUAUGAAGGGACAGUGUUUGAGGUCAACGUCCUCGAGCGUCAUGUUUCAGACCUGCAGAAAUACAUGCCGAAGAAGGUGAAGAUACAGAAGGACACCCUGGUCAUCGCCCCCAUGUCUGGGGUUGUCAAGUCGGUGGCCGUCAAAGUUGGAGACGUGGUCGCCGAAGGACAGGAAGUCCUUGUUUUGGAAGCCAUGAAGAUGCAGAACAGUCUGACUGCUGCCAUUCAGGGCAAGAUCAAGAAGUUGAAUGUGAAGGUCGGAGCUACGGUCAGUGCCGAAGAUGUUCUCAUCGAAUUGGAGUAACGUAUCCUGAUAUAUGCAUAUUGUUGUUCGUGUAUCAUGAUAUCUACAUGCCUAUAUUUUCGUAUAUCAUGAUAUAUAUAUAUAUAUAUCUUUCAUCUUUCACGUCAGUACUGUAUGAUAUGAUGUAGGUAUCAUUGACGAAAGCGAUUAACAAUAAUUAGGGUGAGAUUUUGGUAAUUGUAUUUAAAAAAAAAUAAUUUGUGAAUA